Messenger RNA from Balaenoptera acutorostrata (minke whale), 1110 nucleotides. It is a transcript of the gene RNASE10, whose product is annotated as ribonuclease A family member 10 (inactive). Bases 132 to 773 code for a protein of 213 amino acids. NCBI's taxonomy places the organism in Eukaryota, Metazoa, Chordata, Mammalia, Artiodactyla, Balaenopteridae. Gene Ontology annotation, molecular function: nucleic acid binding. The transcript is spliced from 2 exons. The record is from RefSeq and is a predicted model, not a curated record.
UAGACACUUAGAGCACAAGGGGAUAACCAUUUUUCUGCAGACCAGCAGCCAGGGCACUUCUCAGAAGGAAAACCUGGGAGGGAAGAAACUGGAAAACAGGACACAAGCAUCUUUGAAGUUAUUUAGGCAAAAUGAAGCUGACUCUGGUGCAGAUCUUUUUCAUAAUGUUGCUGCUCCUGCUGGGCCUGGGGGUGGGCCUGGGGGUGGGACUUCAGAUGGCCGCAGCAGUCCUGGAGGAAAGUGAUCAGCUACUGAAUGAGUUUCAGUCCAGUGACUCACAGGACAAGGCUGAAGCCACUAGGGAGCGAGCGGCCACCCGAAGCAUAGAAACCCUGCUGUUUAGCAACAAAGAAGUGGUGCAACUGGAAGAGACCAUCAUCAGUGAAGAUGAAGUUGGAGGAAACAAGAUGCUCAGAGCUGAGGCUCUCUUUCAGAGCAACAAAGACUAUCUCAGGUCUGACCUGAUGGACAGAGAAUGCAAUGCCCUGAUGGCACAGAAGAUGAAGCCGCACAACCACACAUGCAUACCCCAGUACAUAUUCAUCCAUGAGAAACUAGAUGCAGUCAAAGCUGUCUGUAAGAGUCCUGUUGUUGCCUGUGACCUCAAGGGAGGCAAGUGUCACAAAAGCUCCCGUCCUUUUGAUCUGACAUUCUGCAAGUUAUCCAAACCAGGCCAAGUCACUCCUCACUGUAAUUAUGUAACUUUCAUUCUUGAAAAGUACAUUUUUAUAUCCUGUAGUGACAUGAAAGUCCAGGUAACAUCUGGACCAUGAAGUAACUUCUCUUCUGCACCUUCUCAUCUUUGUCUUCCUUUCCACUUCCUCUUUUUCAUGUUGUUUUCGUCCUUAGGUAUUCUGCAAAAAAGGUUCUGGGAAGAGAGGCUGGCCUAUUCUUUAUCAUAUUUGAAAAUAUAAAUCUUCUUUGCCCUAGGGUUCACCCAAGUUGCGUUUUUUUCCCUGGGAUUAGAGGUGGUAGAAUAGGGUGAUGAUGUCUGAUCUCUGUAGGUUCUCUGUCUCUUACAGUCUAUCUCUUGCCCUGGAAAGAGAUAAGUGAAGAACUGCUCUAGUCUCUCCUAUGAUCCUGGUCAUCAGUCUGUUCCCUGCUGGAUGC